ACAUUCAGAGGAGGGUCAUUUUCUCUUGUGUAUGUCAUUGGGCAUAUGUUUAUGCACUGCCCCACGCGCAUGAUGACAAUCCAGACCACAACAUACUGCCAGUAAGGAUGCGAUCUCUCGUCCUUUGCAUCUUGUUUGCACUCCAGUGCUUCGUUCUCCAAAGCGCAUCAGAGUAUUCUUCAAAAUCCGAGCUGGAAUACGAAUUCGGUGACUAUCGCGGCAAAUUCUGUAUCGACGAUCAAGGUUUUGUUUAUAGCAUCGGAGAGGUUUAUUAUCCGAGCUCCACAGCGUGUCCCUGCACCUGCACAGAUGAUGGACCCGUGUGUGUCCGACCCAAGUGCCCGCGUAUACACCCGAGAUGCACUCGCAUCGCAUACAAGUCCUGCUGCCCCGUGUGUGAAGCUGUCAGUAAAGUUUGUGUGUACGGGGGCAAAACUUACAGAAUGCUGGAGGAAUUUAGGUUGUCACCCUGUGAGCGCUGCCGGUGUGAAGUCAACAGAGAAGUUUACUGCACCAUAUCCGGCUGCCCUGCCUUACACUGUGUGAAUCCUGUAUACGAACCCAACCAUUGCUGUCCUGUGUGCAAAAAUGGGCCAAACUGCUUUGUUGGAAAUCGCGUGAUCUCGGCUGGAGAACGUGUUGAGAUUGAUGAGCGGACGGUGUGUUUCUGCACCUACCGGGACGGAACGUGGCAGAUGCACCCUCACGCUACCUGUGAGGAGCGCCAACGAGCAGACAAUGAAGCCACUGACUCCGACGACACAUCCAAACAGAUGGAGGAGCAGGGGACGGAGAAAGAGAAAGAGAAAGAGAGAGUGUUCUCGCCCAGGCUGGAUGCCAUCCCGUGAAGCGAAGUGUGCCUGGCACCGGCUCUCCUGAUAGGCAGGAGGGGAUGCAGGGGUAAACACAACCUGCGCUGGGAUAACUGCCAGUGCUGACCUCUUUAGCCAACUUCACCACCCCCUCCCAUCCUGACCCAGAUCAGCAACCCACUGACAAGCAACAUGCACUAAUAAAAUGUUCCAUUAUUAUACAUGGUACACUUGUUGUUCAGAAAUUAGGGGUCAGUAAGUUUUAAAAUAAAUACGUUUAUGCAGCAAGGUCACAUUAAAUUGAUCAAAAGUGGCAUUAAAUACAUUGACAAUGUUCCAAUCCAGUUUUUCCCCCCCAAAAAAAUCCCAUUUCAAAUACAUGCUGUCCUUUUGAACUUUUUAUUCAACUAGGAAUCCUGAAAAUGUAUCACGGUUUCUUGAGCACCAAAUCAGCAGAUUAGAAUGGUUUCUGAAGUCACACUGAAGACUGGAGUAAGGGCUGCUGAAAAUUCAGCUCGACCAGUACAGGAAUACAUUACAUUUUAAAAUAUGUUAAAAUAGAAAGCAGCUAUUUUAAACUGCAAUAAUAUUUCAAUAUAUCACCGUAUUUGUGAUCAAAUAAAUGCAGCCUUGGUGAGACUAUACUUAAAACAUUUGAAAAAUCUUACCGACUCCAAACUUUUGAAUGGUAGUGUAAUAUGUGUACAUUACUGUAUAUCAUGUUGUCGACUUCUUACUAAGAAGCAGUUAUGCAGCGUUACGUUUAAAUAUAGAGCAUCGUGUUAAAAAAAUGAUUUCCCAUUUUUCCAUCUCAUUUUUGUUGCAUGUUGUGUUAAUGGGCACAUUACAUACUUUAGAAGUCUUGAAUAUUGUUUGAUGUUUAAAUGAUUUAUUCCAUGUCCAAUAUGACGUGUUAAUUAACAACUUCAUGAUAAUACAUUUACAAAAUAUCACAUUGUAUAGAUAUAACCAGUAAAAUGAUGUUCUCCUUAAAGUAGAUUAACAUUCUUGUUUAGAUAGGAAGUGGAGCAUGCAAUAAGAAACAUAUUUUCAAAGGGCUGGUCAAAUGGAAACAUAUAAUUUAAGUAUUAAAAUCAU
Molecule: messenger RNA, 1910 nt
Organism: Onychostoma macrolepis
Lineage: Eukaryota; Metazoa; Chordata; Actinopteri; Cypriniformes; Cyprinidae
Product: brorin
Exons: 3
Coding region: 108-848 (246 amino acids)
Biological process (GO): negative regulation of BMP signaling pathway
Cellular component (GO): AMPA glutamate receptor complex
Molecular function (GO): protein binding
Source: RefSeq, a predicted model, not a curated record